AUGGCGGACGUCGAUACCGAGACGCAGACCCAGACGCCAUCCAACGAAUCCACGCCGCUACUGCCCUCUGACCGACUGUACCUGAACCGGCUGCGGCAGUCGCGCGACUUCAUCGCCUGCCACAUUGUCAAGAUUCACGGCGAGGAGUCCUGGGUGUGGAGCCUGCGACGCCACCUGCAGCGCUUCCUAAGUAGCAAAUACGGCCACUAUUUUGUCAUCCUGCUCGUCUCGGCGGAUAUCAGCUGCAUCUUCGCCGACUUCCUCAUCUCCCUGCAUAUCUGCGAGCAUGCGGGUGACAAGGGCUUCGAUCUCCGCGCCUGGCAGAAGGCCAACGACGUCUUGGGAUUUAUCAGCCUUGCCUUCUCCUGCCUCUUCAUGGCCGAAUUGCUGGGGAGCGUCUUUGCUUUCGGGCUUGAAUACUUCCGCUUUAAGUUCCACAUGUUCGAUGCCCUGGUCAUCCUGGCAGCCUUUAUCAUCGACGUUCUUCUGCGCGGACCUCUCGAGGAAGCUGGCUCGCUGGUCGUGGUCUUUCGGCUGUGGCGCAUCUUCAAGAUCAUCGAGGAGUUCUCCACUGGUGCCAACGACGAGCUGGAAGAUCUACAAGAGCGCAUCGAGGCUUUGGAACGCGAGAAAGACGAGGUUAUCAAGGAGAACCAACAGUUGAGGUAUAGGACAAGCUACGCUGAUGGCGGGCAUCAAAGCGACGGCCCCAAUGGUGAUGGCUCGGCGAGAUGA
Molecule: messenger RNA, 735 nt
Organism: Capronia epimyces CBS 606.96
Lineage: Eukaryota; Fungi; Ascomycota; Eurotiomycetes; Chaetothyriales; Herpotrichiellaceae
Exons: 2
Coding region: 1-735 (244 amino acids)
Biological process (GO): proton transmembrane transport
Cellular component (GO): plasma membrane
Molecular function (GO): voltage-gated proton channel activity
Source: RefSeq, a predicted model, not a curated record